Aspergillus versicolor CBS 583.65 is the source of this 780-nucleotide messenger RNA. Its product is annotated as alpha/beta hydrolase. Lineage: Eukaryota; Fungi; Ascomycota; Eurotiomycetes; Eurotiales; Aspergillaceae. Bases 1 to 780 code for a protein of 259 amino acids. The record is from RefSeq and is a predicted model, not a curated record. The transcript has a single exon.
AUGUCUAGCACCACCAGCCGUCCUACAAUUGUCCUCAUCCACGGCGGGUGGCAUACACCCCCUCUCUAUGACAAGUUCACUUCCCUCCUCAGAUCCCAAGGCUAUGAAGUUCACAUCCCGCGCCUGCUCUCUAUGAACGGCGCCCGUCCCCCCAAUGCCGACCUCUACAGCGACACGGCGCUAAUCCGCACCUAUGUCGAGGAGCUCAUCGAGGCAGGCCACAAGGUCGUUGUCCUCAUGCACUCGUACGGAGGACAAGUUGGCACCAACGCGCUCGCGGGGUUAAGUUUUGAAGCACGACAACAGCGCAAACAAGCAGGGGGCAUAACGCGGCUGAUCUACAUCACUGCGUUCGCCCUCAACGAGGGCGAGUCGAUGGUGGACAUGGUGACGAAUAUGGGCGACGAGGCAUUAAUCCCACUCGCGUUUGACUUUGCGGACGACGGCACGGUGUUGGAUCGUGAUCCGAAAAGUCUGCUUAUUGGACCGGGGCUGCAGGAGGCUGAGCUGGAUGCUUAUGUUGCGCGGUUUGAGAGGUGGAAUGGGACGGCGAUGUACCAGGGUUUGGAGCGUUGUGCUUGGAGGGAGAUUCCGGUAUCGUAUGUCUGCACCAGGAAUGAUAUGACGGUGCCGUUGAGGUAUCAGCAGGCUAUGGUUGAGAAGAUGCGGGGGGAGAGAAGGGUGGUGGAUGCCUUUGAGCUGGAAACUGGGCAUUGUCCGCAAGUUACGAUGCCGCGAGAGCUGGCGGAUAUUGUGCUUGGUAUUUUGAGCAAGUCAUAA